GGGAGGGAGGGGUAAGGGAGGGGAGGCGAGGCGAGGGCUGGGCCAGGAUGGACUGGAAGUGUGCCUCCAGCAGCAUUUAUAAACAUGGCCCCUUUACACACCUAAGGGUCAUUGUUUACAUCCAUCCUUACGUGCCAUUCCUGCACCCUGACAGUGUAGCAGAGCUGCAGCAGACAGAGAAAUAAACAUCUCACUAUUAAGCUUCCUCCUUUUUCCGCCUGUCGGUGUUCAUCUUGAAGACUCAGCACCUGUUCUGCAGGGAAGAUCGCAUCAGAGGGGGAAACUUUGUGGAUUUUUGCAACCAAUUAAUUCUUGUUUAGAUCUUCCAAAAACCAGCUGCCACCAUUUCACCUCCAACAAGCAUGUACAGCUCCAGCUAUUCCCGGAGCAAGUUUGGCCUGGAGGCAAGGGAGCCCCUGCACAAGUCGAAAGGAAAGAGCUGUGGUUACUACAUGAGGAUUGUUUUCUUCUUUUCCUCUCUGAUCCAGUCUCUCAUCAUCGUCAGUCUGGUGCUCUUCCUCAUCUAUGGACAGCCAGAGAAGUCUGCAGAGGAGAAGAGGGUGGAGGAUCUGGAGCUGAGUUUCAACAGGCUGAGUGAGAACAACAUCCAGCUGAGGAAGGAGAAAGGCGAGCUGGGAGCUCAGCUGGAAGCUCGCACAGCUGAGAAGGCUGCUCUGGAGAAAGCGCUGGAGAAGCUGAAGACCGAUGCCAACAGCACAGAAUAUCAGCUAAAAAUGAAGUUGUCAAACUGUGAGAGAAUGACAACACUGAGCAUGAUGCGUCGUCCUACCCCUCCCAUCCAGGCCCCUCCUUUACUCACUACCAGCAGUGAAUUAAAAACAAUGCAGAGCCUCAACGCUCAGCAGAAAGCUCUGAUAAAUCUCAUUGAGGCAAACUUCACCCAGACGGUUCAGUACCUGAGCCAGGAGAGAGACAACGCCCUCAAAGACCGAGACACUCACCACGGGGAUGCCAUCACCCUGCGCAGGGAGAACACAAUGCAGAAAGAGCAGCUCACCAGCUACACCAGGAAGUGCAAAGAAGACUUUGCCCAGUCUUUGAACGGGAUCACAACGGUGACCAGGGAUUUCCUGAACCGUAUCAACAACCUGUUCCCUCACCAGCUGACCUUUCACCUCACCUGUGACAGCCAGCAGGAACAAAUGGAAAAGAUAAGAAACAGCUGCACAAACCUGUCCAGAGACGUGGAGAAUAAGUUCCAGUUGUAUCUCGACAACGUUGGCAACAAGGUUGCAGAGAUCCAAGCCAUGUCCAGUCGUCUAGAGGUGCAGAACUCACACCUGAUGUCCGACCUGCAGCAGUGUGAAAAAAAUCGCAGUGAAACGGUCGCUGAGGCCGCCAGGCAGCUCCAGCUCAAGCAAAAGACUCAUGAUGACCAGGUGGAAAAAUUACUUAUGGAGCAGAACCGGUUGAGAGAACAGAAGAAGCUGCAGGACGACAGUUUGGCCCUGAGAGAGAGAGAAGUUAAGAUCCUCCAGCAGAAUUUUAAGUCUGGUGUUCCUAAAGCUUCCGGCCUCCAGGCCGCCCCACAGCAGGGCGGAGGGACUGUGGCUAACUGGCCUCUUGUUGGAGCACAGGGCAUCAGCAAAACUCUGAAGGUGAGAUGAAAUGAAGCAGCAGAGUAAGAACUGGCGGCACCAGUGGUGCAACACAGUGAUCAACAUUGGCCUUUAAAGACUUUUUAAAAGACAUGUGAAUAUUUCUGAUGCAACACAUUUCAAACACAACCUGUAAAUACUUGUGAUUGCAUAUUAAUGAUAUAGGUGUUGUUGUUGGUUUGUGCAUGCUUUGUUUAGUUCUACUUGGCACUGAAGAUUCAUUUGCGUUUUACUCACUUUGAGUUUGAGUUUAAAUAUUUACUGUGAAAAGCUUUUGUAUCUUUAUACUCAGGUAAAUGUAAAAAUUUCCAUGACACUGGUGUAAAUAUUUUCUCUUGUGUGUCACUCAUGGUGGUUUAUGUUAUUAAGAAAACCAACAUGGGAAAAUCUUUUUAUUACCAUGCAAUUAAAAUUAAAUGAACCAAAAAAAGAAA
Molecule: messenger RNA, 2053 nt
Organism: Seriola aureovittata
Lineage: Eukaryota; Metazoa; Chordata; Actinopteri; Carangiformes; Carangidae
Gene: plvapb
Product: plasmalemma vesicle associated protein b
Exons: 9
Coding region: 363-1628 (421 amino acids)
Biological process (GO): positive regulation of cellular extravasation; regulation of vascular permeability
Cellular component (GO): caveola
Source: RefSeq, a predicted model, not a curated record